AUGGCUUUGGCACCGAGACAUCUGAGAUUGGCCAUGCUGCAGCAACAACUCGCACAAGCCCGGCUUCAACAUGACGUUAUCUUGGCGGCGUUGUUAGAAGAAGCAGAACGAGAGCGACAAAGAUCCCCAAGACGAAAAAGAAGGUGUUGGGUCCGAGACUGGAUCUUGAAAAAAGCCCUGUUUGGGCAUUACGAAACUCUUAUGAGGAAGCUCAUAAGCGGUAAUCGAGCGAUCAAGAUUAAACAAAUUGAGCAGUGUCUCAGGUUACUAGUAGGAAAUGACGAAAUACAUACUAUAGCGACUAAACAUCUGACGAGGAAAAGUUCGGCGCUUUACUUCAGAUUGGUUCAGUACAGCGCGAAGCAGCACUCUGUGGAUGAAGCCCAUAGUUUGCUGGUCUGUCCACCCUAUUGGGAUCAACAGGAAGGAGUUGAUGAGGUAUGGAGAUCUUCUGUGACAGGACACGACGAAUUAAUUGCUGUCACGGAUAUUGGAAUGGAUGUUCAUCAUCCGGAGCUCUACCCGAACAUAUCAUGGGAACGGCUGUGGUUCUGUUAUUGCUGUUGUGAGAGGAAACAGUCUUUGCAGCGCUGGUGUUGCUCCGGGUGCAAAAAUUGUCCCUUUAAAACUUGGCAAGGUGGUGAAGUUUAUGUGGGAUAGACCAGUUGUAUUUGAUGAUAGUCUGUCGAAAGCCUUGGCGUAUAGACACGACCAAAUCGACAUAUAUUCCAACAGCUGGGACUUUGGCAGGUCUUU
Molecule: messenger RNA, 756 nt
Organism: Mya arenaria
Lineage: Eukaryota; Metazoa; Mollusca; Bivalvia; Myida; Myidae
Exons: 6
Coding region: 1-660 (219 amino acids)
Biological process (GO): proteolysis
Molecular function (GO): serine-type endopeptidase activity
Source: RefSeq, a predicted model, not a curated record